GGCGGCGGCUCGGGCCCAUUCCGGCCCGGCCCGGGCUGGUCGGCGGGGCCGCGGUUGCAGGGCGGGCUGCGCGCCCUUCUGGCCUUGACUUGCGGUCCACCAGCGGCGUUGCGGGCCUCCGGGCCGCGCGCCCGCCCAUGGGCUGCGGGUCCGGCCGCCAUGUGUAGAUCUUAAAGCGCCUGUAUUAUUUUUGAAACGCUUUGACAUCUCUGAAGGGCUUUGUAUUGCAAACGAAAUCGAAGCGCUUUGUAUUCCCGGAAGCGCUUUGACAUCUCUGAAGGAGAGCUAUAUAAACUGAAGCAUGUGGUAAUCGCGGAAACACGUUGUGGGCUUGGAAACCGAACCGAAGCCUUUGGUAAAUCUUGCAGCGUUUUGACUUCUCCGAAAAGCUUUGGCAUCUCAAACCUAGAGAACUGUGAUGGGCAGUGGAAAGAAGGGGGAAAGGAGCUCAUGGCGUCGGAGCGGCGCAAGGUCAAGUACCACUGGAGCAGCACUUCGGAAGGGUGUUCCCGCAAGCGCAGCUGCCUCAGGGAGACCAGUGAUGUGGCCUCCUCCAGAAGGCCAGCUCGUAGUACUGCGUCGCGUUCUGGAGGGGCCAGCAGCCCCAAGCGCCUGAAAGCCCAGGAGGACGAUGUGGCCUGCACACCGACGUUGUCCUGGGACUCAUCCCGUCGCAGAAAUUCCUCCUCAUCUUCCUCCUCCCAUUCCUCCGGCCCAGGUGUGGACGGGGCUGCCUCCAAAAGCUGCCUGAUUCGGAGCACACGGGGUUUUCUUUCGUCCGAGGGAUCGCCUCUGCGCCCUGCCAGCCCCUCUCUAGAAGAAAUGGCUUCUCUAGAGGAGGAAACCUGUAGCCUUAAGGUUAAUUCCAAAGAUGGUUCUCUUAAUUCCACAAACUCUGAGUUUGCAGCUGAAGCUGAGGGGCAAAAUGAUACAAUUGAGGACCCAAACAAGGUUCAGAAAAGGAAGAAGGAUAGACUUCGAGACCAAGGCUCUACAAUGAUCUACCUGAAGGCUAUCCAGGGCAUCCUGGGAAAGUCGAUGCCAAAAAGAAAGGGAGAGACUGUCAGUAGGGCAAAACCGAACACAGGAGAGCGUCCCAGCCGUGGAGAAGGACCAGCCAGGAGUGUCACUGUGUCUGCUCCUCAAAAAGAGAAAGAGUCAGCCCCAGAAGUCAGAGUGAAAGAUGAAAAAAAGGCUGUGCUGGAGAGGAGCAGCUUCUGUGACAGGAGAGUGGUGGUAGACCCUCUGGAGAAACCCAGUGAGGAGCCACUUGGUGACCGAAGGACAGUUAUUGACAAGCGCUCUCCACCCCUAGAAUUUUUGGAUGACUCUGACUCUCAUGUAGAAAGCCAAAAGCCUAAAGAGAGGGAGGUGGUGAUAGAGCACGCCUCUUCAGGAAGUGACUGGUCCGACGUGGAUGAGGUCUCCACAGUCAGAUUCUCUCAGGAGGAGCCUAUUUCACUGAAACUCUCAGCAACCUCAGAGCCUUCUGCCUUCCCCACUGACUAUGUCAUGUACCCAGCUCAUUUAUACAGUAGUCCUUGGUGUGACUACGUCAGCUAUUGGACCAGCAGUACCAAGCCUUCUAGCUACCCCUCAGUGGGCAGCAGCAGCAGUGACACAUUGCAGGCUGGGAGGAGCAGCCGGGGCCUCCUGAGUGAUUAUUCCCCCAACUCUACUGUGAGCUCCCAAAACACCUCCAGAGAUCUGGAGGCGACAGAGGAAGGCAGAUCCCAGAAUUCUCGCUCAUUUCGUUUCUCCAGAAGCUUAGAAGAGAAGGUGAAGGAGAAAAGAACAUUCCAGGAGGAGAUGCCACCACGUUCUUGUGAAGGACAUGCAUCUAGCUCUCUGCCAAGGAGCCAUCGGGAGCAAAACCUAGAAGAGGGCUUCAUUGAUACCCAUUGUCACUUGGACAUGCUCUAUUCCAAGUUGUCUUUCAAAGGGACCUUUAGCAAGUUUAGAAAAAUUUAUAGCAGCUCUUUCCCUAAGGAAUUUCAGGGCUGCAUCUCUGACUUCUGUGAUCCCAGGACGCUGACAGACUGCCUGUGGGAGGAGCUGUUGAAAGAGGAUCUGGUUUGGGGGGCCUUUGGCUGUCACCCUCAUUUUGCUCGUUACUACAGUGAGAGCCAAGAAAGAAAUCUUUUACAAGCCUUAAGGCAUCCCAAGGCUGUGGCAUUUGGGGAAAUGGGCUUGGAUUACUCCUACAAAUGUACGACACCUGUUCCAGAACAGCACAAGGUAUUUGAGAGACAGCUACAGUUGGCCGUGUCUCUAAAGAAGCCCUUGGUGAUUCACUGCCGAGAAGCUGAUGAAGAUCUGCUGAGCAUCAUGAAAAAAUUUGUGCCCUCAGACUACAAGAUCCAUAGGCAUUGCUUCACUGGCAGCUACCCGGUCAUCGAGCCCCUGUUGAAGUACUUUCCCAACAUGUCUGUGGGCUUCACGGCAGUCCUGACUUACUCCUCUGCGUGGGAGGCCCGGGAAGCUCUGAAACAGAUCCCGCUGGAGAGAAUCAUCGUGGAAACUGAUGCCCCAUACUUUUUGCCUCGACAGGUUCCCAAAAGCCUUUGCCAGUAUGCCCACCCAGGCCUGGCCUUGCAUACAGUUCGAGAGAUUGCCAGGGUCAAAGAUCAGCCGCUCUCCCGCACCUUGGCUACCUUGCGUGAGAACACCAGUCGCCUCUACAGUCUUUAAGCAGAGGGUGCAGGAGUCUCCUAUAAAAGGAUGACCAGUGACCUGACAGGACGUAGGCUGGCUUCGAACUCUGCCUGGGUCCCAGGACAAGGGUGUGUUUGGAGAGCACGUUGGAAUGGAGAAAACCAAGACAGGAAACAAGAUGUUUUCCUACAAACCUUGUUAUAAGGGUUUUGCUUCUGGCUGGUGGGUGGGUGGGGUGGUGGGGUAUGGUGGAGUGCGGUGAGGGGUGGGGGUUUGCUGCCCAGCCACCUGCUCCAGGACAGUCGGGGAAGAAGAAAGGCUGGUAGAAGGGUGCAACAAUUUGCCAAUCUAAAACCCUGUUCUCUGCAGCUUAUGUUUUUGAGCAGCCUGUGAAUAAAGUCACCCUCCUACUUGUGUAAGCCCAUGUUGGUGUGUAACUUGGUUCCUGGUUUUCAGUUCUGAGCAUGAACUCCCAGUGGGAAAUCUGUGGGGGCCUUCGCUGGAGAUGUGUAAAGUCACCCCCUUUCCUUCCCUGGAUAACUCUUCUGUUUGGUCGUCGCUGUUGCUGUGUCAACACUGCAUCGGUACAGAUGGAAGGACCUCGACUGCUGGGCUCACUGGUUCCACUGCCAUUAAUGCAGAGCAGGUAGAAGGGCACUCACUGUCUAGCCAAAUUCCUGGCCGAUGGAGAAUCGGACAGAUUGGGGAACUCAAGGAAGAGGACUUCUUGAGGAAAAAGACUCCAAAGAAGGUGUUCUUGCUCACUGAUGCCCCCAGGGCUGCAGCUCGCCUGUGUUAAUCUGAUAGGGGACUGGUUUGUAGCAGAAGCUACCUGCUAGUCUGCUGUUGAGGUCCCAGUUGCCCCUUGUUCCAUUUUUUGCCCCCUUCUCCUGGAACA
Messenger RNA from Pteronotus mesoamericanus, 3553 nucleotides. RefSeq names its product TatD DNase domain containing 2 (gene TATDN2). Lineage: Eukaryota; Metazoa; Chordata; Mammalia; Chiroptera; Mormoopidae. Bases 451 to 2691 code for a protein of 746 amino acids. The transcript is spliced from 8 exons. Gene Ontology annotation, molecular function: hydrolase activity, acting on ester bonds. The record is from RefSeq and is a predicted model, not a curated record.